This is a messenger RNA of Vespa velutina, 1904 nucleotides long. RefSeq names its product UBX domain-containing protein 1. Lineage: Eukaryota; Metazoa; Arthropoda; Insecta; Hymenoptera; Vespidae. The record is from RefSeq and is a predicted model, not a curated record. The coding region runs from base 134 to 1126 and encodes 330 amino acids. The transcript has 7 exons. Gene Ontology annotation, molecular function: protein binding.
UCGCUAAAGUAGACGACAGUGUAUAGAGAGCGCGUCGGUUCGACGUGACAAUUAGAUUUCGUUGAAGUGAAUAGAUUUGAAAAGAUACUCGUCCGAUUUAAAAUUUAUUUAACGUCAAACUAAACGUUGAAAGAUGUCAUCGGCAGAUAUAGCCAUGCUUGUGGAUAUGGGUUUCAGUAUGUCCAAAGCCGAAAAGGCAUUGGAAAUUACAGGAAACAACGGCGUAGAACCAGCAAUGGAAUGGUUAUUAGCUCAUUCCGAUGAUACUGAACCUUCUCCUGAACCUCCUGUUGCUGAAAGUGCACCAGCCUCUGUAGCUGAUACUCCAGCACAAGAUAGUGUUGCUAGUACUGGUGGACAAGUAUCUACGACAGAUGUUGCAAAGUCAAUGAAAUGCGAUGUAUGCGGAAAGCUCUUCAACUCCAGUCUUGCUGUUGAAUUUCACGCUACAAAGUCUGGACACGAUAGAUUUUCAGAAAGUACAGAGGAGAAAAAGCCACUUACUGAGGAGGAGAAAAAGGAACAAUUGAAAUUGUUGGAUGAAAAAUUGAGACAAAAGAGGAAAGAGAGAGAGGAACAAAGUAAGAAAGAAGCAUUUGAAAGGGAGAAAAAUAGAAUAAAAUCUGGAAAAGAAAUGUCAGAGGCAAGGAAGAAAUUGGAAGAAUUAGAAAUGAAGAAGCUUUUAGAACAAAGAAAAAGGGAGAAGGAAGAAGAAAAAUUAGCAAGGCAAAGAGUUAAGGCACAGAUUGAAGCUGACAAAGCGGCAAGACGUGCAAAAGCUGCUGCUGAUAAUAAUCAGAUUCCUAAUUCUGUAUCAACGUUGUCGUCAUUGUCGUCAACCUCGUCUACAUCGACUCAUCAUAGGAAAGAUUAUAGCGAGACUAAGCUUCAGAUUAGACUUACAAAUGGAAAAACAUUAACGCAAAGUUUUGGCAGUAAGGAGCAAUUAUCCGCUGUUAGAUUAUUCGUUGAAAUGAAUCGGACAGACGAUUGCGGACCGUUUAAUUUAAUGACGAAUUUUCCUAAAAAGGUAUUCACAGAGGAGGAUUAUGAUGUACCAUUAGACGUUUUAGGGCUGGUGCCUUCUGCAGUUAUAAUCGUUCAAAAAAAGACUGCAUUGUGUUGAGUGCUAUCUAUUUCUACUCAAAUGAUCAGAAUACAAACUGUGAGCAAUUGCAUUAUCUGUAAACAUGCAAUUUAAUUGCAAUUAAGUGCUACAGGAAACAAAUUCUUUAAUAUGCGUUGGUUAUUUAAGAUUGCAGAUAAGUUUUUCAUAACUUGAUUUUCAAAAAAUGCUAUAACUAAAAAUGCGUGGGAAGCAGAAAAUAUACGUUUGAAAAUAAUAUAUACGUAUUUUAUUGUAAAUCACAUAAAAAUAUUAUGCCUUAUUUUAUACAAUGAUCCAAUAAUUUGUAUAAUUCGUAUUAAUAAUUUCAUGAUUCAUGAUCAUAUAUAUGGUAUAUAUAUAUAUAUAUAUAUAUAUAUAUAUAUAUAUAUAUACAUAUUAAAAAAAAUUUUAAAUAAUAGUUUCUAAGUUACAGUUUAGGCUGAAUUUCCAUUUUUGUAUUAUAACAGUUCCAUUCACAAUUUUCGAAGAUUUUCGUUUUUAAAAAUUGCUAUAUACUUAGCAAAAAUUAAUUCUAUAUUUGUAUCACAUUAUAAUAUGAUGGUACAAUACCAGGAUAUAUUACUUGCGUAGAAUCUCUACAAGUACUAGCAGGGAAUCCAUUAAUGCCAUCGCAAUCGACCAAUUUUAAUGUUUUAUCGAAGCAUAUUCGAAUUUCAUAAAUAUAUUCUUCCUCUUUUUCCUUCAAUAAGUAAUUAAAUCAUUAGAGAUUGUGAUUUAUUGAAUGAAAUUUUUCAAAUUCAAUUAAAUAUAUUUACCUCGUUAUGAGCACACACUA